This is a messenger RNA of Diplodia corticola, 1437 nucleotides long. Its product is annotated as cercosporin toxin biosynthesis protein. Lineage: Eukaryota; Fungi; Ascomycota; Dothideomycetes; Botryosphaeriales; Botryosphaeriaceae. The record is from RefSeq and is a predicted model, not a curated record. Bases 1 to 1437 code for a protein of 478 amino acids. Gene Ontology annotation, molecular function: FAD binding. The transcript has a single exon.
AUGCCUCAACCCGCCCAACCCCAACCCCAGUCCCAACCCCCGCAACCCCUCCCAAUCCUCAUCAUCGGCGCCGGCCUGGGCGGCCUCCUCCUCGCCCAAGGCCUCCUGGCGCACAACAACAACAACAACGCCAAUCCCAUCCCCUUCGCCAUCUACGACCGCGACGCCGCGCCCGCCGCCCGCCCCCAGGGGUACCGCAUCCGCGUCGCGGGCGGCGCGGGCAUCGCCGCGCUCGAGGACACGCUGCCGCCGGCCGUGUUCGCGCGGUUCGAGGAGACGUGUGCGCGGGUGGAGCUGCGCGGCGGGGGUGGGGGUGGAGGGCCGGGUGGGCCGGGCCGGUCGGUGGAUGCGAGGACGGCGGGGGAGCGGGAGGGGGAGGGGCAGCAGCAGCGUGGCGGGCAUGGCCAUGGUCAUGGUCAUGGUCAUAGGGGAGGAGGGAUGGACGAGGCGCGGGAGAAGCGCGUGAGGGAGGCGAUGGGGGCGGGGGGGAGGAGGCCGUAUACGCCGGAUCGGGCGGCGCUGAAGGGGGUGUUGAUGGAGGGGGGUGUGGGGGAGAGGGUGGUGUGGGGGAAGGCGUUUGAGGGGUAUGAUGUCGAGGAAGGGGGAGAAGAAGAAGGUGGGGGGAAGGUGGUGGUCGCGCGGUUUGCGGACGGGUCGACGGCGAGGGGGUGUCUGCUCGUGGGGGCGGAUGGCGCGCGCAGUCGGGUGAGGAGGCAGUUUUUGAGGGACGGGGCGCUGCGGCCGGUUGAUACGCGGGGGCGGCUCGUGUACGGGAAGACGGUGUUGAAUGGCGGUGAGGGGGGAGUGGAGGGGAAGAUGUCGGAGGGGCUGUUGGAGCGGGGGAUGAGGGUGGUCGAGGACAAGGGGAGGGCGGAUGGCGGGCCGGUGACAUGCUUGUACGAGGCUGUCCGGUUUCCGCAGAGGGGGGAGGUCGAGGGGUGCCCAGAGGAAGAUUAUGUGUACUGGGUGUUGGUGUCGAGGAAGGAGGUUUUCGGCGUGGACGACGAAGCGUUGGGACGCAUGUCAAGUGAGGAGGCAAGGAAACUGGCGUUGGACAUCACCAAGGAGUGGCAUCCGCAGCUGCGCGCACUGUUUGAACUGGCAGAUCCGAGCCAGACGGCUGCGAUGCGUGUGCUUAGUAUGCGGCCGGAGUUAGCGUCUUGGGAGCCGCUGAGGGAGCCGGUGACGCUGCUUGGAGAUGCGGCGCACGUCAUGUCGCCGUCUGGAGGGGUGGGUGCGGUGACAGCGUUUCGUGACGCGGCGGGCUUGACCAAGGUGCUGGUGGAGAAUGGAGGCCGGGUGUCGGCAGAGAGUAUUGGAAAGUACGAAGACGCGAUGAGGAAGUAUGCGAAGGAGGCGAUUGAGCAGUCGCGGCAGGGUGGCGUCAGGUUCUUCAACCACCCUCCGUUUGAGGAGUGUGAGUCGGUCGAUGCUUGA